Messenger RNA from Mytilus trossulus (common blue mussel), 3743 nucleotides. RefSeq lists its product as uncharacterized. The coding region runs from base 485 to 1258 and encodes 257 amino acids. The record is from RefSeq and is a predicted model, not a curated record. NCBI's taxonomy places the organism in Eukaryota, Metazoa, Mollusca, Bivalvia, Mytilida, Mytilidae. The transcript has 2 exons.
CACAUGGCGAGCACAUGGUUUAUUGAAUUUUCUUUCAAUGUUUUUUCGUUGCCGUUGCUAAUUUUCAAAUAUAAUAAAUGGUAAAUAAUGCUUCUUGGUAACAUGUUAGGACUACCAGAAUUAGCAAAAUAUUCAAGUUAUCUGGCGAGUUGAAAUAACCUUUCGUGUGUUGGUUUGCGAACUUGAGCCAUGGCAAAAUAUUCAGUUCGUUGAUUGUGCCCAUUAUCAGGUGAAAGGAGAAUAUCAUCGCGGCUACACGCCCACAUUAAUGUGUUUCAAUACUUGAAUUUAUAAGACGCGUCCUGGUCCGCAUACUUAAUUUAGUUAUUGUUUAUUUACACACUUAAAUGGAAUGUACCCAUAAUGCUUUGUAUUGUUAUUAUAUAUGUAGUUCGUACUGAGUUCUAUCACUUAAAAGCUGAAGCCAACUUUAUACAUUUUUGUACAUGGUGUCAGAUGUGGGAACGUGUGCUUUACAUGAGUCAUGUCAGCACAGCUCAGGCGGUCAGCCAGGAAAAGGAAAAAUUUGCCAAUAGUGGCUGCUGCAUCAGCAAGGAAAAAGGCUAACCAGAGAGUACCUGACACUAUGUCAGUAACUGCACCACAGUUGCCUACAGUUGAUACUGGUACACCAUUCAUACCCAUUACUAGUUCUACUGGUACAUACCCAAUGUUGUUUUCACAGACAGGGGCAGGCAUAUAUACCAGUGCAAGUACAGGGCCAGUCGAUUUGACGAGCACAGCUAAUACCCUUUUAUACUCAAGAGUACCACUACCAGACCAAAGAGUGUGCAACACUGUAACCAGUCAAGAUCCUCCAGAACAUUCCUUAGGUAAUACUAAUGGUGCCUCAAGUUUUACAAUGCCAUUUAGUACUUUUGAUCACCCUAUUCAGAUACCCAGCAUGCAUGCUAAUAUUGCUUUUAAUGUUUCUCAAAGUAUUAGAGAAAAAAUUCAGAAAAGUGAAUUUAUUGAUUUAGGCAUUUUGUUGAUUAACAAUACUCAGCAGGCUACACAAAAGCUUGUUUUUAGAGGGGGUGAAUUUAUUGUGCAAACAGAAAAUAUGCAAAACAAAAUUGGAUCUAUUGACCAAUGGACAUCAGCAUUUAUCAUUUUUGUUAGUGUAUAUUGUACUGUGCAUUCAGGUAGAUUACAAGAUUUACUUAAAUACAUGUCAGUUGUACGUUUGGGUGCAAAAAGAAAUCCAAAUAAUUUAGGUUGCGCAAAACGCUGGAUCCGGCAAGUUCAUGGGCUAUAGUAGAUCCAGAGCUUUGGUUAUUAUAUAUGGCUGAUAGUAUUGGCACACAAAAUUUGGAAGUAGUUUCUUCUGGUUACAAUACAUUUUCUGCUAAUAGAAAUGUGAAUAAAACGUCCAAGUGCUAUGCCUUUAAUUAUAACGGCGAAUGUUUCAAUUCAUUUUGUCAAUAUAGUCAUGCAUGUAUACAAUGUCAUGGUGUUCACUCAGUUAUAAACUGUCAAUUCACACAAAAUAAUUUGCCUUCGCAAAUACGACCAAAUCAACAGCCAGAACGACCCCAGCAGGGAUACCAGAAGAUUUAAACAUAAAUUUCAAACUAUAAUUGGGUCCCUUAUAGAUAGUUCAGUUGCCCAAAGUACCUAAACAACAUAUCAAAGAGGUGUAUUGGCCUUUAAUGAGUUAAGAAAAUUGUUUGGUUUAUAAAAUGUAUGGCCAAUACCUUUGUAUGAAUUGUGCAAUUUUAUAGAUUAUUUGUUUCAAGCGUUACUCGCAUUCCUCUAUUAAGUGUUAUUUAGCAGGGAUAAGUUUUUUCAGUAGAUUGAAUGUCUUGGGCGAUUUUAAAUAAAUUUUAAAAAAAAAUGAUGGAGGGAGUUUACCGGUCAAGGCCAAAAUUAGGGAUUCAAGAUUGCCUAUUACCAAGAAUUACUUCUAUUAAUAGUUAAAUUCUAUUGUUUAUUUGUUCCUCCAGUUAUGCAGUUAAGUUGUUUAAAGGUUGUUUUAAGAUCCUCCAAUCCUAAAUUUCUAGUCGUACAUGUAUGUAGGUGCUAAUGAUUUAGGGAAUAUUUAAACUGAAAAUUUAAGAGAAAAGUUGAUACAAGCUAUGACCUUUAUUUCAAAGGACUUGCCUGACACUAAAAUUGUGUGGUCCCAAAUGUUGCCUCAUUUAAACGGAGAUAUUCUAAAGUGUAGAUACAGCCUAUUACAGGGUUAAUAAGACAGUAGCUAACUAUAUAUUGGAAUCUGGUGGUUAUUGUUUAAUAUGCUAUCCAGACAUUUCUAGGACUGAAAUAUGUAUAAAUCUGAUGGGGUGCAUUUGUCUGUCAUAAGAAAUAACAAUUUUUUUCAAGGUGGUCUUUAGUUUUUCAUGCAUAAAACCAAUGGUCAUGUUUUCCCCUCUACUGAUAUAUAAGUAUGAAAUAUGUUGUUUUGUUUUGUGUUUUUGUCUCAGUGAUAUAAAUACAAUAUUGUUACCUAAGACAAACUAUGUAUAAUUGAUCUUGUGUGUAAAUUUUUACUGUAGAUAUAUACAGUUUUUUACGAUUUAUUGAGCAACUUUACUAGUACAUUUAGUUACAUGUAACUUGAAAGUUUUCUUUGAUUUUUUUGUGGAUGUAUUUGGCUCACAGCUUGGCAGCGAACCUCCAUUAUAUGGCGGUUGACAAUGAAUCAUUAUUCUGUUUCACUGUCAAUCUGGCAUAAUUCGCUGCAUCAAAAACAUUUUGUUUUAUGAAUAGGAUCAUUUACUACAGAUCUAGAUGAACAAUGUAAGGGUUUCGAUCCAUCACCUGUGUUCCAAAUUGUUUUAAUCCUAUCUUCAGUUACCAUUAUCUGUGGUAGUAAUUUAUAUAUAUAUAUAUAUAUAUGACAGUACGGUUGCCAUAAUCAGCAAUAUGCGGGUAACCUCUUUUUUCAGUUAUAUACAACAUGUAUAAAUUAUGAGAAUAAUAAUAUUAAAGGCUGUGGCCAAAUACUGCCAAUUUGUUGUUUGGUCUUACUAAGCAUCUGGGAUAAUAGAAUUUAAGUCCUGUACUUAAAUUCAGUUAUCACGGUGCGCUGUACUAUUACAUUGGUUGGUUAUUAGUGAGUUUAAGAAAACUCAAAUUUCAUUGGUGGUUAGUGAACCAUACAAUUUGACGUCACGAUCCUUUUUUAAUUCGGGUCCAACAGGAGAGGCUGCUUUUAAAAUAACUUGUUGUUAUCAGAGGAAAAUUUUAUUCAAAAUCCCUCCCUCCUCCCAAAAUGUAUAUUUAUUGUAAAUACAAUGUAUUAGAAUAAGAUACUGCCUGUGUUGUAAUUUAUAAUUUCAGGUGAUGUUUCAGUUGUCAAUUGUUUGAACACCUAUAUGUAUUUGGCCAUUGGACAGACAGGACCUGAGAAGAAGUCUAUUGAAGUUAUCAAACCUUCCAACAAAGACUUUGAAUUUAUUAGGCCUGUGAUUUGCAUAAUUCGCUGCAUCAAAAAACAUUUUGUUUUAUGAAUAGGAUCAUUUACUACAGAUCUAGAUGAACAAUGUAAGGGUUUCGAUCCAUCACCUGUGUUCCCACGGUGAUUUCCAAAUUGUUUUAAUCCUAUCUUCAGUUACCAUUAUCUGUGGUAGUAAUUUAUAUAUAUAUAUAUAUAUGACAGUACGGUUGCCAUAAUCAGCAAUAUGCGGGUAACCUCUUUUUUCAGUUAUAUACAACAUGUAUAAAUUAUGAGAAUAAUAAUAUUAAAGGCUGUGGCCAAAUACUGCCAAUUUGUUGUUUGGUCUUACUAAGCAUCUGGG